CAACAUCGCGUCGAUGGCGUGGGGCGCCCGACAUUUGAUUUCCACACAGUGCGGCGCCAGACCCUGCUGGACCUGCCGUACUAAUCUAGCGAAGGGCAGUUUCCGCAGCAGCAAAUCGGUAGAGCGCUGGUACUUGCGGAUCUCCUUGAGCGCCGCCUCUCCCGGUCGCAGCCGCUGCUUCCGCUUCGUCGGCGUCUUUUUUUUUGCUGGCGUGCCAGCGCCGGUCUCGCCGCCGAUGCGGGGCGUGGUCUUGGAGCGGGCCAUGCCGCGGCGGUGGCGUUGCGCGCGCUGCGGCGGUGGCGUUACGCCCGGAGCGCGCGCGUUUGCUUCGGAGAGCUUGGCGCCUCCUGAGAGCGCUGUGGCCUCUGCCUCUGCGUCGCGUUCUUUCGCUGCGGCGCCAGCGAGGACGCCUCGGCGGGCACUUUCUGCGAUGAACGACUGCGUCUCACGCCCUGCGGGCUUGCGUUUUGCGGCAGCGCGCGCCCGAGUCCCA
Molecule: messenger RNA, 493 nt
Organism: Pelagomonas calceolata
Lineage: Eukaryota; Pelagophyceae; Pelagomonadales; Pelagomonadaceae
Source: the annotation of a GenBank genome assembly